This is a messenger RNA of Lingula anatina, 3589 nucleotides long. RefSeq lists its product as uncharacterized. Gene Ontology annotation, cellular component: plasma membrane. The record is from RefSeq and is a predicted model, not a curated record. Gene Ontology annotation, biological process: calcium ion import across plasma membrane. Gene Ontology annotation, molecular function: protein binding; calcium channel activity. Lineage: Eukaryota; Metazoa; Brachiopoda; Lingulata; Lingulida; Lingulidae.
AACACGAGUAAGGUGUAUACAGGGCGAGGUAGCAAUGUCAUAAAAUUUUCAACAGCAGGACAUCACCCUUUUUUUGGGACUGUAGGAAGGCGUUACCAUGUCUAACAGCGCAACAGAGUGCCCCAGCAAUGGCAUAGAGAGUCACUCUAUUAGCCAUGGCUCUCAAAUGUUAGCAGAAAAAAUUGCUGAUCACAUGGAAGAAAUUAACUCUCCUCGAUCUAUUGAAGACAUGAAUGAAAGUUUCAACAGGUGUUUAUCAUCUCCUAAUCCUUAUGACGCGGUGAAAUUCAAAAAUGCAUUAUUCAAAGCUGCAAGCUUGAAUGACUGUGACAGAUUAGAGGCUCUCGUAGAGCUAAUCAAAAGAAAAGAUAUCCCGAUUACUGACUUUUACAGAGAAGGCAAUGAGACCCCGCUCCAUCAUGCUGCGACUUUCAGCAAUCACUCUGUCAUGGAAAUCCUGGUGACAGAAUAUCCCGAUAUGGUUCAUGAGCAAAGAAAUAAAGGUGCACUUUACGCCGGUCAAACUGCCUUACACAUAGCAGUAGCGAGGAGAGAUCUCUAUGCAGUGAAAAUGCUCUUGUCCCGUGUUUCUCUGGCAACUUCGGACCAAAACUGUGUUUCAGGCGUGGAUGACAAGAAGAAUACAAAUAAAACUAAAAAGAUAAGAAAUAAAGAAACGCUGCUGCAUGCCAAAGUUGUAGGGGAUGAAUUUGUUGGUACUUGCAUGGAGGCAGAGCUUGUCCUUGCAAUAGCAGCAUGGAACGCCGACUUGCAGAUGGUACGAGAACUGUUAAAUCAAGGCGCUCUACCCUACAAACGGGACAGUAAAGGGAGGACUGUUUUUCAUACACUUGUGUAUCUCGCUUCUAUGGAAGGGCCAAAAAGUUCUGGCGUCGUUUCAGAAUCUACACAGAAUGCAAAGAUGUCCAGUCACAAAUCUAACAUUAUAAAGGAGACGUUACGCCUUAUCUCAUCAUUGGAAAAAACAAAAACAGCACACGAGAAGUUAGGCAAAGUCACAGAUAGUAUUUCAGACUCUUUGUGUGAAGCGGGUCCCUCUAUUGAGAUCACUGACAAAAUCAAAGAAGCUUUGAGAGAACUUUCAUCUGUUGGACAUUAUACUGCUUCAAAAACUAAAGUUAUCAAAGAAAAUCUCUCAACACUUGCUUCAAUGGAACAAGUUACCACACCCGUUGAAAAUGACAACCGUGACAGAAUAAAAGAGACGUUUCAGGAAUUGCUUGACAAAACAGACAUCUCAGACAUGCCACAAGUCUUUGCCUCAGAUCCGCAGAAAAAGCGAGCUUACAUCCAAGCUUACUUGUUAUCUCUACGCGACGCCCAAGGAUUGACUCCCUUAACACUUGCAGCAAAGCUCGGAGUACAUGGUUUAUUUGAGCAUAUCAUCAAUUUAGAAAACACAUACAAAUUUUUGGAUGAUACCGAUGGGGUGAAUGACAUUUACCUUUAUGAUGUCACUGACAUAGAUAGUGCAGUUCGUUUCAAUGACAGGACAUCAGCACUGGAGAGAAUUCCAUUUGAUAAACCCGAAGAGGCUUUCAUUUUCAUGGAACUGUCGCCCAUUCGCGAAAUGGUGUCAGCGAAGUGGAAGGAGUACAGGAAAUAUUAUUUUUUGUGGGGAUUCUUUCACUUAUUGGCCAUGGUAGCGAUAACAUUAUGCUGUUGUUUUAGACCUCUUGAUCUAGAACCCCAGUCUGUUUUGAAUCCUAAUGUUUCUAGAUCAAUUGGCCAGGCGGCUUUUUCACAUCUGACACAAAUGUAUUCAAAACCCAUUGACAUAUUGAGAGCAACUUUUGAGAUCAGUUUUGGCACAUCGUGCUUUUUUAUCCUUUCGUUCGAAGUGAUAUACGAAACCAUUAUCCACAAACACUUUCCAUUCAUCAACAGAAUUCUUGGAAACGGUACCUAUAGGCUCACUUACAUAGCGUUUACUUUUUCUACCGUUCUUACAUUUUUGUUCAGGCUGUUUGCAUAUCACUACGAAGAAAUUCCUAUGGUGGCAAUGUUAGUCUCGGGCUGGUACUUUACACUUUUCUUCACAAGGGGCUUUAAAAAGUUUAGUUUCUUUACCGUCAUGAUCCAGAAAGUCUUUUUUGGGGAUCUGUUUCGUUUCUCAGUAGUGUUCAUUGUUUUGCUAUCGGCGUUUUCAUCAGCUAUGUUUGUUAGUUUCCAGAAUGUUCCAGAAAAAAUCCCCGAAGAGUUUGCAGACUAUCUCAGCACCAUAUUUACUUUGUUUAAACUUGCGCUUGGUUUGGCCGAUAUUGAAGUUCUCAGUCAAACAAGAAGGCCAUGGCUGACAAUUGUAUUGUUUCUACUUUUUGUUGUUUUGGCAUACAUUUUACUCGUAAAUAUGCUAAUCGCUCUUCUUUCCGAAACUUGUUCUGUAGUUGCAAAAAACAAAACAGCCCAGUGGAAACUGCAGAGAUUAUCUAUCACUCUCCUCAUCGAAAGAAGACUUCCAAAAAGAUUGCGAAAAUCAUGCGGGACCGAAAAGUAUUUGAAGGUCUUUCGAAAUCCCCCUGGUGAUGGGCAAAUGGAUGACCUUGUGCAUCAGUCGGCUGCUCUUGCUAUGUCCUUCCUUCGUAUACCAGCCAUGCAGAAACGUAUAUUUCAGAGAGUGAAAGCGGCCCCUAGCUCAUCAUCCAACUCGUACGUUACGGCCUUGAACAGAAUCACUACAGACUGGUUGAAUAGAAUACAUGCAACGAAUUUUACUUCUCGAGAGACAAACAAUAUGAAUAAGAAGACCACUGCAAGAAAACAUGUCAAAGCAAAUGGGGUGCUGAAGAAAGCUAUAAAUCAAGUUCUACCAAGCUACGGCAAUGUUUCAACUUCGUCACCAACAGAAAAUUGUUUAAAAACUAACAACCUGACAGUUUCCGUAAACCCGACUGCUAUGGCAAUAUCCAUGCGAGAUAACAUGCUGUCCACAAUUCCAAAACUUAACGAUAGCCUUGAAAUUGCUAGUGUAGACAAAAACAUAGGUGAAAAUCUGAAAAAAGGACAACAAACCAAACAAGAGCAUUUUCAAAAGGACCUGCAUGAGACUGGCGAGAGAAGACGUCGGGCGAAGAAAAAAAAGAGCAAACAAAAAAACCAAAGAAAUGAAACUAAAGUACCAGCAUCAACAUCGUUUAAGCCCACAGAAAACGUUAAUGAGGUGGGUUCAUCUCCACAAAAUCCAUCUGAAAACAAUCUGGCCACAAUCAAUGCAGAACAAGAGCGGUCAGAAAAUGAUGAUGACCAGUGCGCCAAAGAAUAUGGAGAGGAGGAAAGUCAAUACCAUGCCAAUGAACUUAAACAACAGAUCAAUCAGAAAAGCACUCUGACAUUUCCGUGUGAAACCAAUGCAGUUCCGAAAGAUGUCAAAUCAAGACAUAAAGGAAAGCAUUUAGAAUUAAGAAGCCAAAUGGUGUCGACUCUUCCACAGGUUGAAAGCACUCUUCCUUUUGACCAAUCUGUGACAAAUACUGAAUUUUGGUUGAAAGACAGUCAGCAGUAUUCAGAAAAUGAAAAAGCAUCUUUGCUGUCUGAAAAUAACACAGAUCAAAGUGCCAUGGAAAAUUAA